Molecule: messenger RNA, 393 nt
Organism: Notechis scutatus (mainland tiger snake)
Lineage: Eukaryota; Metazoa; Chordata; Lepidosauria; Squamata; Elapidae
Source: RefSeq, a predicted model, not a curated record
AUGCCGCUAGAAGAUGGCCGCACUCUAUCUGACUACAACAUUCAGAAGGAGUCCACCCUCCAUCUUGUCCUGCGUCUGAGGGGUGGCAUGAAGAUCUUUGUGAAGACCUUGACUGGAAAAACCAUAACUCUUGAGGUGGAGCCCAGUGACACCAUCGAGAAUGUGAAGGCAAAGAUCCAGGACAAGGAAGGCAUUCCUCCUGACCAACAGAGGCUGAUCUUUGCUGGCAAACAGCUAGAAGAUGGCCGCACCUUGUCUGACUACAACAUCCAGAAGGAGUCCACCCUCCACCUGGUCCUGCGUCUGAGGGGUGGUUUUUAAACUUUCUGCUUGCUUACAACAAUUGAAGUAAGCUUCACUGCACUUUGUUUCAAUAAAGCUGUUGGGAUUUCC